Dichomitus squalens LYAD-421 SS1 is the source of this 408-nucleotide messenger RNA. RefSeq lists its product as uncharacterized. The record is from RefSeq and is a predicted model, not a curated record. NCBI's taxonomy places the organism in Eukaryota, Fungi, Basidiomycota, Agaricomycetes, Polyporales, Polyporaceae. The transcript is spliced from 2 exons. The coding region runs from base 129 to 380 and encodes 83 amino acids.
AGUGUGCCAGGUCGCGGGGUGUGGCGAAACCGGGGUGACCGCACAGGUUAUCAGCCGGCACUUCGUGUCCAAACACCUCAAGGCAAAAACGCCGUGCCGGUUUUGCAGAAGAUCGUACAGUCGACAGGAUGCCGCGCUGCGGCACCAGCGUAUCUGCAGACAGCGUCAUUAGACUCUACAGGGGCUGGGACAACCAACGUCUAGGCGUAUUUUCCCUCAAGAAGAGGUCGGCUCACCAGCCGCUCGUUCGGAUGCGACCCCCCUCGGCGUCACAACCCGCGCAAGCGCGCUUCGUCUCCCUCAUCCGAAGCAUCGAUACCGCUUCUACUUUUUACUCGUCCCGCCGUAUGCCACCCUUUCCCUCACGUUCUCCUGCUUGAUUUUCUAUCGUUAUGUCCUGAUGUAUUC